Molecule: messenger RNA, 9319 nt
Organism: Psammomys obesus (fat sand rat)
Lineage: Eukaryota; Metazoa; Chordata; Mammalia; Rodentia; Muridae
Product: protein sidekick-1-like
Exons: 43
Biological process (GO): cell-cell adhesion
Molecular function (GO): protein binding
Source: RefSeq, a predicted model, not a curated record
GGGCCGGGCCGCGGGCGGUGGGCGCUGCUGCUGCUCCUGCUGCACUUGCUGCGGGCGCUGGCGCAAGAUGACGUUGCUCCAUAUUUCAAAACGGAGCCUGGCCUGCCGCAGAUCCACCUGGAAGGGAACCGCCUUGUGCUCACCUGCCUGGCUGAAGGGAGCUGGCCCCUGGAAUUCAAGUGGAUACACAACGACAGUGAGCUCACCACCUACAGCAGCGAAUAUAAGUAUAUCAUCCCCUCUUUACAGAAGCUGGACGCCGGCUUUUACCGCUGCGUGGUUCGGAACAGGAUGGGAGCUCUCUUGCAGAGAAAAUCAGAAGUUCAAGUGGCAUAUAUGGGGAAUUUCAUGGAUACAGACCAGAAGAAAACAGUUUCUCAAGGACACGCUGCACUUCUGAACCUAGCGCCCAUCGUCAGCUGCCCCAGACCACAAGUGACAUGGUUUAAAGAAGGACAUAAGAUUAUUCCAAGCAGCAGAAUAGCCAUCACGUUGGAGAAUCAGCUGGUGAUCCUUGCUACAACAGCGAGCGAUGCUGGGGCUUACUACGUGCAGGCUGUGAACGAGAGGAAUGGAGAGAACAAGACAAGCCCCUUCAUCCAUCUGAGCAUAGCACGAGACACUGGCACCCAUGAAGCCAUGGGCCCCGUUAUCGUGGUUGCCCCGGGCAACAGAAGUGUGGUCGCAGGGUCCAGUGAGACUACCUUGGAGUGCAUAGCCAAUGCCAGGCCGCUGGAGGAGCUGAGCGUGCACUGGAAGAGAAACGGGGUCCGACUCACAAGUGGACUGCACAGCUACGGGAGGCGCCUCACCAUCGUCAACCCGACAUCAGCCGACACCGGGAUGUACCUGUGCGAGGCGGCACUCCGGGGGAGCGCAUUUGAGCCCGCCAGGGCCAAAGCCUUCCUUUCCAUCAUAGAGCCGCCCUACUUCACUGCCGAGCCGGAGAGUCGGAUGUUAGGUGAAGUGGAAGAAACUGUGGACAUCCCAUGUCGAGCCAUGGGGGUUCCCCUCCCCACCCUCCAGUGGUACAAAGAUGCCGUCCCCCUCAGCAAGCUCCAGAACCCAAGGUACAGAGUGCACCCCAGCGGAGGCUUACACAUCCAGAAGCUGAGCCCUGAAGACUCCGGAAUCUUCCAGUGCUUUGCCAGCAACGAAGGAGGGGAGAUCCAGACCCACACCUACCUGGAUGUGACCAAUAUUGCUCCUGCCUUCACCCAGCGUCCAGUGGACACCACAGUUACUGACGGGAUGACGGCUGUCCUGAGGUGUGAGGUGUCCGGGGCUCCCAAACCCGCCAUCACGUGGAAGAAAGGGAACCACAUCCUGGCCAGUGGCUCUGUCCGGAUUCCUCGGUUCAUGCUGCUGGAAUCCGGGGGGCUGAGGAUAGCCCCCGUCUUCACCCAGGAUGCUGGCAACUAUACCUGCUACGCAGCCAACACCGAGGCCUCUGUGAACGCCACAGCCUCGCUCACAGUGUGGAAUCGAACAUCCAUCGUUCAACCCCCAGAGGACCGUGUCGUGAUUAAGGGGACGACAGCCACGCUGUGCUGCGGAGCCACCCAUGACCCUCGGACCUCUCUCCGCUACGUUUGGAAAAAGGACAACGUGGUCAUCACACCAUCCAGCAGCUCCAGGGUCGUGGUGGAGAAGGAUGGGUCCCUUCUCAUUAGCCAGACGUGGUCAGGGGACAUCGGGGACUACACCUGUGAGAUUGUCUCUGAGGGAGGAAAUGACUCCCGAACGGCACGGCUGGAAGUGAUUGAGCUGCCUCACCCGCCUCAAAACCUCCUGGCCAGCUUGAGUCCUGUGCGCAGCCACGCGGUGACACUGUCCUGGGUCCGGCCCUUUGAUGGAAACAGCCCGGUCCUUCACUACAUUGUGCAACUGUCUGAAAACAACUCUCCAUGGAAGGUGCAUCUGUCAAAUGUCAGCCCGGAGAUGACAAGUGUCACUGUGAGUGGCCUGACGCCAGCCCGGACCUAUCAGUUCAGAGUGUGCGCUGUGAACCAGGUGGGCAAGGGCCAGUACAGCACAGAGACCAGCAGGUUGAUGUUACCUGAAGAACCACCAAGCGCUCCCCCAAAGAACAUCGUGGCCAGUGGGAGGACUAACCAGUCCAUCAUGGUGCAGUGGCAACCACCACCUGAGACGGAGCACAACGGGGUCCUGCGGGGCUACAUCCUCAGGUACCGCCUGGCCGGCCUGCCCGGUGAACACCAGCAGAGGAACAUCAGCAGCCCAGAGGUGAGCUACUGCCUGGUCACCGACCUCAUCAUCUGGACGCAGUACGAGAUCCAGGUGGCGGCCUACAAUGGGGCAGGCCUGGGCGUCUUCAGCAGGGCGGUGACCGAGUAUACUCUACAAGGAGUGCCCACAGCACCCCCACAGAACGUGCAGGCAGAGGCUGUGAACUCCACCACUGUGCACUUCCUGUGGAACCCCCCUCCCCAGCAGUUCAUCAACGGCAUCAACCAGGGAUACAAGCUUCUGGCAUGGCCAGCAGAUGCUCCUGAGACUGUCACUGUGGUCACCAUCGCUCCUGACUUCCAUGGGAUCCACCACGGGUACAUAACGAACUUGAAGAAGUUCACAGGCUACUUCACAUCGGCUCUGUGCUUUACCACCCCGGGAGACGGGCCUCCCAGUACACCUCAGCUUGUGUGGACCCACGAAGACAAACCGGGAGCUGUGGGGCACCUGAGCUUCACGGAGAUUUUGGACACCUCUCUCAAGGUCAGCUGGCAGGAGCCCCUGGAGAGAAACGGCAUCAUUACGGGCUAUCAGAUUUCCUGGGAGGUGUACGGCAAGAAUGGCUCUCGGCUCACGCACACCCUCAACAGCACGACCCACGAGUACAAGAUCCAAGGACUGUCCUCUCUCACCACCUACACCAUCGAUGUGGCCGCUGUGACGGCUGCGGGCGUGGGUCUGAGCACGUCGUCCACCAUCUCUUCAGGGGUACCCCCAGACCUUCCCGGUGCUCCAUCCAACCUGGUCAUUUCCAACAUCAGCCCACGCUCAGCCACGCUCCAGUUCCGACCGGGUUAUGAUGGGAAGACAGCCAUCUGCAGGUGGAUUGUGGAGGGGCAGGUCGGCGCCAUCGGGGAUGAGGAGGAGUGGGUCACCCUCUAUGAGGAGGAGAACGAGCCUGAUGCCCAGACGCUGGAGAUCCCAAACCUCACACCCUACACACACUACAGGUUUCGAAUGAGGCAAGUGAACAUCGUAGGUCCCAGCCCCUUCAGCCAGUCAUCCCGAGUCAUCCAGACCCUGCAGGCCCCACCGGAUGUGGCUCCAACUAGUAUCACUGUCCGAACGGCCAGUGAGACCAGCCUGCGGCUGCGCUGGGUGCCCCUGCCUGACUCCCAAUACAACGGGAACCCCGAGUCUGUGGGCUACAGAGUGAAGUACUGGCGUUCUGACCAGCCAUCCUCAGCGCUGGCCCAGGUUGUCAACGACCGGCUGGAGAGGGAGCUGACGAUCGAGGAGCUGGAGGAGUGGACGGAGUACGAACUGCGGAUGCAGGCCUUCAACGCCAUCGGGGCUGGGCCCUGGAGCGAGCUGGUUCGGGGCCGCACACGGGAGUCAGUCCCUUCAGCUCCUCCUGAGAAUGUGUCCGCGGAGGCCGUCAGCUCCACCCAGAUCCUACUGACGUGGGCUUCCGUCCCUGAGCCGGACCAGAAUGGGCUCAUCCUGGGCUACAAGAUUCUGUACCGAGCCAAAGACCUGGACCCGGAGCCGAGAAGCCACAUGGUUCGAGGGAAUCACACGCAGUCUGCUCUGCUGGCCGGCCUGCGCAAGUUCGUGGUGUACGAGCUGCAGGUGCUGGCCUUCACGCGAAUUGGGAACGGUGUCCCCAGCUCGCCCCUCGUCCUGGAGCGCACCAAAGACGACACCCCAGGCCCCCCCGUGCGGCUGGUGUUCCCCGAAGUGAGACUCACUGCAGUACGGAUCGUGUGGCAGCCCCCAGAGGAGCCCAACGGUGUGAUUCUGGGGUACCAGAUCGCCUACCGCCUGGCCAGCGGCAGUCCCCACACCUUCACCACGGUCGAGGUGGGGGCCACGGUACGGCAGUUCACAGCCACCGAGCUGGCCCCGGAGUCUGCCUACAUCUUCAGACUGUCUGCUAAGACGAGACAGGGCUGGGGCGAGCCACUGGAGGCCACAGUCAUCACCACUGAGAAGAGAGAGAGGCCGGCGCCCCCCAGAGAGCUCCUGGUACCCCAGGCAGAAGUGACAGCACGGAGCCUCCGGCUCCAGUGGGUCCCUGGCAGCGACGGGGCCUCCCCCAUCCGGUAUUUCACUGUGCAGGUCCGAGAGCUGCCUGGCGGAGAAUGGCAGACCUACUCCUCAUCCAUCAGCCACGAGGCCACAGCCUGUGCCGUGGAAAGACUGAGGCCUUUCACUUCCUACAAGCUGCGCCUGAAGGCCACCAAUGACAUUGGGGACAGUGACUUCAGCGCAGAAACAGAGGCCGUGACCACACUUCAAGAUGUACCAGGAGAGCCUCCAGGGUCUGUCUCAGCCACGCCGCACACCACGUCCUCGGUUCUGAUCCAGUGGCAGCCUCCCCGGGAUGAGAGCCUGAAUGGCCUUCUGCAAGGCUACAGGAUCUACUACCGUGAGCUGGAGUCCGAGACAGGCGUGAGCCCCGAGGCCAAGACACCCAAGAGCCCCUCUGCCUUAAGAGCUGAUCUCACAGCCCAAAGCAGCUUCAAGACCGUGAACAGCAGCUCCACGCUGACGACCUAUGAGUUAACACAUCUGAAGAAGUACCGGCGCUAUGAAGUCAUCAUGACCGCCUAUAACAUUAUCGGCGAGAGCCCAGCCAGUGCGCCCGUGGAGGUCUUCGUUGGUGAGGCUGCUCCCGCGAUGGCCCCGCAGAACGUUCAGGUGACCCCACUCACGGCCAGCCAGCUGGAGGUCACAUGGGACCCGCCACCCCCAGAGAGCCAGAAUGGGAACAUCCAGGGCUACAAGAUUUACUACUGGGAGGCAGACAGCCGCAACGAGACGGAGAAGAUGAAGGUCCUCUUCCUCCCUGAGCCUGUGGUGAAGAUCAAGAACCUCACCAGCCACACAAAGUACCUGGUUAGCAUCUCAGCCUUCAACGCUGCGGGAGACGGGCCCAAGAGUGACCCAUGCCAGGGGCGCACACACCAAGCCGCUCCUGGACCCCCCAGCUUCUUGACAUUCUCAGAAAUAACCUCCACCACACUCAACGUGUCCUGGGGGGAGCCAUCGGCGGCCAACGGCAUCCUGCAGGGCUACCGAGUGGUGUAUGAGCCCUUAGCGCCCGUGCAAGAUGAAGGCUUAUGGGACAUGUUUGCAAAGGACAUUCCCCGGAGCGCUACGUCAUACACGGUGAGCCUGGACAAGUUGCGGCAAGGAGUAACCUACGAGUUUCGGGUGGUGGCCGUGAACAAGGCGGGCUUUGGGGAACCCAGCCGCCCUUCCAUAGCAGUGUCAGCACAAGCCGAAGCCCCGUUCUAUGAGGAGUGGUGGUUCCUACUGGUGAUGGCACUCUCCAGCCUCCUCCUUGUCCUCCUGGUGGUCUUCGCACUGGUCCUGCACGGGCAAAGCAAGAAGUACAAGAACUGCGGCACAGGUAAAGGCAUCUCCAACAUGGAAGAGUCGGUGACCCUGGACAACGGAGGGUUUGCCGCCUUGGAGCUCAACAGCCGCCACCUCAAUGUCAAGAGCACCUUCUCCAAAAAGAACGGAACCAGGUCCCCACCCCGACCAAGCCCCGGAGGUCUGCACUACUCCGACGAGGACCUCUGCAACAAGUACAACGGCGCCGUGCUGACCGAGGGUGUGAACCUGAAGGAGAAGUCGGUGGACGGGUCGGAAUCAGAGGCCUCCGACUCGGACUACGAGGAAGCGCUGCCCAAGCACUCGUUCGUCAACCACUACAUGAGCGACCCCACCUACUACAACUCCUGGAAGCGGCGUCCCCCUGCCGCGGCCCCGCACAGGUACGAGGCGGUGGCGGGGGCCGAGUCCGGCCCGCACCUGCACACCGUCAUCACCACGCAGAGCGCGGGCGGAGUCUACACGCCAGCCGGCCCGGGAGCCCGGGCGCCGCUCACCGGCUUCUCCUCCUUCGUGUGACGUCACGCCUCCAUCCGGGUAGACGGGUGCAGAACUUCUGGAGUCUAUUUUUGUUAAGACAAUCAACUCCGAUAACUGAGCUGAACUUUUUUUUUGUUUAAAAAUAAUAAUAAUGAUGAUGAUAAUGAUAACUCUGAGAAGCGAUCUUACCUACUGGUGAAAACUAGGAUUCACUUAGGAAGGUUUUUUUUUUAAUGGCUUUUUGUAACAUCGCUGCAGGAAGCGGGGUUCCUUUGUUUUCUUUUCUUUUUAAGAGAAGGUAUCUCCCUGGUGCGAUAGCUCGGCACCGCCGGCGGGGCGCUCUCGACACACCCCAGCCCGGGGCAUCUCUGGCCUCCAGACCGUCGGGGUCGCUGGGAGGGAGGGCGGAGGGGGGCGGGGAGGUCGCAUCCGCGGCCCAGCUCUCUCUCUACCUCCUUUGGGAGAGCCGGCCAGCCUGGAUCACUUUCUGCACCUUUGAACAACUCGAGGUCCCGGCUCUCGCCUGGGCUUUAGAGACUGGCUCGUCCCCACCCCGCGUUCUGCCCGGUCCAGCCAGGCCGCUGCGCCCCGGAGGGCCCAGCUCUGUAGGAGCUUCCCGGCGCUCUCCUUUCCCUCCCUCUUCCUCUCUCCUCUCAAGCUGACAGUUACAAGGACAGGAAGUUCCUCCCCCCAAGGCUCUGGAGGCCACCGGGCCCAGCCCUGGCCAGCCAGGUCCUUCCGAUGCCCACACAACACAGCACACAGCACACGCCCCCCCCCCCCCCCCCCCCCCCGCUGAGCAAGAGAGGAGGAGACGCGCGGUUUUUGCAGUUGCUUGUGGCAGUAGCAGGUCUGCGUUGUUGAACCAGAGUAUUUUUUAAACCUUUUUAUCUUUUUUUAAACUAUGUCACAUGAAAAUGAAUGCGUCUUUGCUGUCUCCAGGUGCCUUUUAAUUCAUUGUUCAGCUUUGUACGUGGGAAAGACGAGAAGCGACCGUGUCUCCAAAUAAAACAAUCGGCUCUGAGAAACCAACCCGGGCCGCGAAUCACCUAGCGCACCCCACACAGUGGGACAGCCCGUCCCUUCCUCCUCCUGUGCUCGCUGCCGUCCGCUUCCGGCCCCUGGUGCUGCCCUCUCUACCCCGCCAUCCAAGGCCAGCUGGUUAGCCUUAAUGGGUUUUCUGAGAGCAUUUUCCUUUAAUUGUCGUUGUUUAAAUGUUUUCCGCUCAAUGAGAAGUGGCGCUCUGACCCCAUGAGCACCCUGCCACCCCCCGGCUCAGGCCCAGGUCUGGACCCCACGCCCUGGGGCACUCAGAGAGUGAGAAGGGUGUUGGAGCCCUGAGCAGGAGCAACCUGUUCAAGGCCUUCAGUGGGACAUGAACCUUGUCUUGACUUGGGAAGUUGCUGGUGGCUCACACCACACUGCAGGCUCCACUUAGGGUUAAAAAAAAUUAAUAAAUUAAAGGUCUUUCAAUUUUUCCAAAAUCCAGAGUAAAAGAUUUCCCUCCCUCCUCUUUCCUACUCUCCUCUUCCUCUUCCUCUUCCUCUCUCUUCUUCCCCCUCCCUUCCUCUUCCUUCCCUGCCCCCCUUUCUCUCCUUCCCCUUUCUUACACUCCUAUUCACCCCUCCCUCCUCCCUUACUUCCUAUCUCCCUUCUCCCUCUCUCCCUCACCCUUCCCCUGCCUCUCUUCUCUCCUGCCUCUGUCCUUUUCUGAGCUGAAGGGGAGCUAUUCUAAACCAAAAAUCCUAGAUGCUCUGCCCAGAGCCGCUCUGUGUGGGGACAGCCACCCUCGGGGUCCACACGCAGGACCCCGUCAGUGGACAGCACCGCCCCCUCCCUGGCCCCAAAGGAGUGGCGUGGACUGAAAACCACAGGUCCCCAACUGUCUGGAAGGUGGCACCCAGCAGAGGACAGGGACCAAGCUGGCUCUGUGUAGCGCCUUAAGCCAUAAGGACUUGAUUGCUUUAAUCAGCGGGGAAUCCUUGGGAUGGUCUAGUCUGAGGCAAGACUCCAUGGGGCAUCCUCACAAAGGAAGACUCAGCAGGCAGCAGCACUGCCUGGGUCCCCUUUAGGACUGGUAACUUGUUUUCUAUGGAAAGGUCUUUCCAGGAUGCGCAGGCUCUGAGACUGCCGAUACACGGCUGCCAGCAGCUGUCAUCAAACCCGGCACUCAGAGCAGUGGUUCUCAAUGUGUGGGUCACGACCCCCUGGGCGUUCAAAGACCCUUUCACAGAUAUCCUGGCAUAUCAGAUAUUUACACAACACGAGCAAAACUACAGCUCUGAAGUGGCAAGGAAGAUACUUUUAUGGAUGGGAUCACCACACCAUGAGGAACUGUUUUAAGAGGUUACAGCGUUAGGAAGGCUGAGAACCGCUGGCUUAGAGGGACUCUGUCCCACUCAGGGCCCCUGCACCAAAGGCAGGGGAUGGAGUGUUUAGUUAGACUUCAGCCUGCAGAGCCAUGGGACAUUGGCAAAUGUCCUUCCUAACCUCUCACUGUAGCAGUGGCGUGGACACAUCACACACGUGCAAAACGGACGUUGGAUCCAAGUCUGGAUUCCGAGAAAAGAUCCAAACAGGCAGGAUGCAGGUGCUCUUUCUGCCUUCUCCUGUCGUGUUGGAAAAGUCCCCUCCGUGGGUGUCUGAUGAUGAGUGAUGGCCAAGUCUACCGAUGACUCUAUGGCGACUGCGCAGUCCUGUGAAGCCUUCCUCUCUGGGUGUGAUCUGCUGAGCCUCGAGGGUGGCUUCAUAGGGCACAGACAGCCGGAGAGGAAGCAGCAGCCCGGCCUCUCACUGGCCUUCCUCGGCAUCUCCCCCAUUCCAGCAGGGGAGGGUCUCCUUUACCUGGAGCCCCAGGAGGAGGCAAAACAGCCCACAAGGAUGAUGUGUAUUCUGGAAAGUUUUUUGGGUGUUUGAACUUGAUCUUGAUUGGCCUGAGCAUGGUAUGUUUGCAUAGAGGUUCUUAGCAUGGGUUUUCAUUAUCCCAGGAUUCCCGGCUCACAGCACGGAUGCUCUCCUGCUGAGCCCAGGUCCACAGACUAGCAGCAAGGGACCAGGCUGAGAGGCCAGAACGGUGUGGGGUUCCCAGCGGGGAGCUCCCAGCCUCACCUGCCGGCCUAGGGGAGUCCUGAAGCUUUCCCUAUGAAACCUUCUGAUGAGGUGGCACAGAAAACCAGAGUCUAUUAAAGAUAAAAACAAACCCUCCCCCCUCAACCUGUAGAAAGGCAGAGCGGUGCUAUGG